This is a messenger RNA of Vitis vinifera (wine grape), 1498 nucleotides long. RefSeq names its product B3 domain-containing protein Os01g0723500. Lineage: Eukaryota; Viridiplantae; Streptophyta; Magnoliopsida; Vitales; Vitaceae. The coding region runs from base 496 to 1035 and encodes 179 amino acids. The transcript has 3 exons. The record is from RefSeq and is a predicted model, not a curated record. Gene Ontology annotation, molecular function: DNA binding.
AAGAAUAAUUUUUAAAAAUGGUUUAAAGUUUCUACGUAAACAUAAAUUAAAUUAUAUUUUAUUUUCCUUUAUAUUUUUUCACGAUGUUAAACAAGAGAGAGAGAGAUAGAGAGGAGAAAAUCAUUAUUUUUGGAAACCGCCUUAAUGAAUAGAAGACAAAUUACGAUAUGAAUCAAUCUCAACAUCACUGCAUUAUAGUUUAUGCAUGAGAAUGGAUACAUCUAUAUGAGCUGCAAGUUUGAACAGAUAUAUGUUCAGAUACCAUGUAUGGAAAUAUUCAACCCACCUGUCUUAUCUCAACAAUGCUCCCUUAUUGAAACAACCCCCAACCCAGAAAUCCAUCUCUGCUUUUUCAUUUGUUUGAUAUCAUUUAUUGGUUACAGCUUCAAACCCCAACACAAAACCUACUUCCUGAAUCCUGCCUUUUCAUUUCAUUGUUUCCACCUCUUUUGAGUGUCAAAACUUACAGGUUCAAAAGCUUCAAACAGACAAACGAUGGAGAAGGAAAGCCUGAAGACUGAAGAUGCUAGGCCUCAUUUCUUCAAGAUCAUCCAUGGAGAAGAUGUCAAACGGCAUCUGCGGAUCCCUCCAGCUUUCAUGAAGCAUCUGUCACAAGAAAUGUCCAAUAGAGCAACACUAACUGGUCCUUCUGGUAGCCAAUGGCGUGUUACAGUAUCUACGGAUGCAAAUGGCACUUAUCUUCAAAAGGGGUGGAAGCAAUUUAUGAAAGAGAACAACCUGGGAGACAGUGAGUUCUUGACUUUUAGAUAUGAUGGAAAUAUGCAGUUCUAUGUCAAAAUUUUCGAUAAGAGUGGGGUUCAAAGACUAGCAGCCCUUGUUUCUGGUAACAGAACACAAGAAGGAACAAGAGUCAGUAAUGGAAAAAGGGCUCAAGGUAGACCAAGGAAAAGCCCAGUUGGUUCACUGAAUCCCCAUAAAUUGCAGCUCCAUAAUUCUGAAGAGGGUUCAGGUGGAAGUUCUGGGAUUGUGAAAACAGAUGGGUCUUUCACCUCCAAAUCUCCCCCCACUUCAUGAUUGGUAUGACCCAGUCCAAUGUGGAGAAAACUUUUCUCCUGUGACUUACAGAUAGGAUGUCAUUCAUGCAGCGCAUCCCCCAAUCCUUCUCUGCUGCUGGCCACUUUCCUCCAUCAAAGAUGAGGGUUGUCCUGAGGAAUUCAGCAGAGAAAGCUUGGGAUGUGAGUUGCAUCUAUCAUGCAAGAAGGCAUUACUUUUCUAGAGGAUGGGCUCCCUUUGCACGCUAUAACAAUCUCAAGCAAGGUGAUGUCUGCAUAUUUGAGCUUGUCAAUAAAGAUGAAAUGCAGGUCCAUGUUUUAUGAUUGAUCAAGGUGUUGACAUAGGGUUUUGUAUCUGUCUUUGCUAAUUGUUACUUGACCUAUCUUAAAAGUAGAACUGUGCCAAGGCACAAAAACAGAUUCAGUGCUGCUAUCUGAUGUAAUGUAUGAGAUCAAUUAUUAUCUUUACAUCUUGGAUUAGUUUC